GCCUAUAAGGUUACUGCAUGGAGGGACCUGUGUUUUAGAAUAGAAGACAAUGAGGUCACACAGUGUACACUGCUGCCACCCAAGGCUUUUAUUCUGAAGUGCGCUGCAGCUUAGGCAGCUAUUCACUGGGCUUGUCAGUCUCAAUAACCAACACACAGAGGAUUCUGCUGAUGUUCCAGUUUUCAAUAGGCUUUUAGUAGACUGCAUCCGCAGCAUUCAACCAGAAAACCCCAGCAUCUCAUUCUGAAGUCAGCACAGCCUGAACAACAUCCAUGGAUUUCAUCUUCUCUUUUCUGCACAACAUACCAGAAAUCAUGGCUUAUAUACCACCCAGAACAUAAUCCGAACGCCUGCAUCAUCAUCUGUGUCUCAGUUUAAGCACAGGCAGGGACAAAGUCGAGUAAGUGAGGGUGGGACCAGCACUCCUCUGUGCUCACUCCUGUCCUGUCUAUUAGACUCCUGUCUGAAAACAUAGAGGAGGAAGUUACAGACCAGCCUGCAGUGAUCAGAUGAAGAGACCCAGCAGUGAAUGCAUGUUCUAAGGAAUGUUUUUCAUGAAGAUAAAUAUCAGUUGUGCUCGUCCACUGAAGAAGAGAAGGAAUGCAUAGCAGCACUGUUUCAGACUGUAGAAGAGACACCGCAGCCCAUCUCCACUAGGAUUACAGGUUCAAUCCCCGAAUGGAUCACAGGCAGUCUGUUCCGCAAUGGACCUGGAAGAUUUGAGUUUGGAAAUGACAAAUUUAACCACUGGUUCGAUGGGAUGUCCCUUAUGCAUAAAUUCACAAUUGAAAAUGGAAAUGUAACCUACAUGAGCAAGUUUCUUCGAAGUGACUCCUACAAGUCAAAUGAAAGUGAAAACAGGAUUGUGGUUUCUGAAUUUGGCACUGUGGCAAUGCCGGACCCCUGUAAGAGCAUGUUUCAGCGCUUUGUGUCUAUGUUUGAAAUGCCAAAAGCAACUGAUAAUGGGAAUGUUAAUUUUGUGAAAUACAAGAAGGAUUACUUUGUUAGCACAGAGUCAGCUUUGAUCCGUAAGGUGGAUUUAGCAACAUUAGAGACAGCAGAAAAGGUUGACUGGAGCAAAUAUAUUGCUGUGAAUGGGGCAACAGCUCAUCCUCAUUACGACCCUGAUGGGACUGUAUACAACAUGGGCAAUUCCUAUGGGAAACAGGGCACAUUGUACAACAUUAUUAGGGUGCCUGCCCAAGAAUUAGAGGAUGAAGAUACACUGCACGGUGCGGAGGUUAUCUGUUCUAUACCAGCAAGUGACAAAUGGAAUCCCUCAUAUUACCAUAGUUUUGGAAUGACACAAAACUACAUUGUGUUUAUAGAACAACCUAUCAAGAUUAAUGUGCUAAAAAUUAUUACAGGCAAUAUAACUGGGUCACCUAUAUCUGGUAGCUUAGGGUGGGAUGCCAAAUGUGACACUGUUUUUCAUGUCGCAAAUAAACACACAGGGGAGCUACACUCUGUGACAUUCCACGCACAAGGAGUUGCGAUGUUUCAUCAGAUCAAUGCGUACGAAGAUCAAGACUGCAUUGUCCUUGACCUCUGCUGCCAGGAUGAUGGUGACGCUGUUCAGUUAUUUAACUUGCAAAAUCUACGCAAAUCUGGUGAAGCUUUGAACAAGAUCUAUCAUUCAGUUAAAAAGUCUUUUCCGCGACGGUUUGUAUUCCCUCUGACUAUAAACUCUGAAACUCCAUAUGACGUAAACAUCAACCCUCUGAGCUAUACUACAGCAACAGUGGAGAAAAGAGCUGAUGGGAAGGUAUGGUGUACACCUGAGAACCUAUAUGAUCACACAAUUGAGAAUGUUGGAGGCCUUGAAUUUCCUGCCAUCAACUAUACCCAAUACAACACUAAGAAGUAUCGCUAUUUCUACGGGUGUGGGUUACAGCAUCUUGUAGGCAGCUGUCUGGUUAAAAUGGAUGUUGACACAAAGCAGUUAAAAGUUUGGCAGGAAGAUGGCUUCUACCCCUCAGAGCCAGUGUUUGUUGCCAGCCCACAUUCAUGUGAUGAAGAUGAUGGCGUGCUCCUCUCUGCAGUAGUCUCACCGCGGCAGGACAAAACAGCCUUUUUACUUAUUUUGGAUGCCAAAAAUUUCAAGGAAAUUGGCCGAGCUGAAGUACCAGUUCAAAUGCCUUAUGGAUUCCAUGGAAUCUUCUUGCCACAAAAUAAAUGAGCCCCCGACAUUGCCAAUAUUGACAUUUAAUUCAUAUGCAAAUGAACACUAUUGCUUUUGUGUUGAUGAAAGGGGUUAUCCGGCAGCAUUUAUUUAAUAUAAAGGGGCAAACUGGUAGUAAAAAUUAGGCAUGUUUUACUACCUAACUUUCCUGCCUCUGCACAUCCUAAUAUGCCUUAGUCCACAGACCUCCUUUCCUUGAGAAUGUUGGCUUAGCCAAGCGCUGGCUCCAGCUGUAACUCAUAGAUAGAGCUCAGCGGGGCCAUGGACAGUGGCAGGUGGAGCAAAGAAUGUAAAUAAGGCUUGUUUUAUUUUAUUUUUUUAAUCACUCUGUCUCUUUAAAACAAAAUGCUAACAGUAAAUCCUUUUGAAAUUGAGUUUAUAAUGUUUAUAUUUUUCUCCUGGAAUAGAGCAAUGUGUUGCUUACCUAGGUAUAGCAGGGCCCCAUAGAAUUCUGUGUCUAUUAUAUUAUCCUACCUGGAACAUGGUUGGGAGCUCUAUGGCAAACAUUUUUAUUGGAUCCAAACUCUGUAAUAUUGUCCAAAACAUAUUGUAAGUAUAUAGCCAAGGUUUAGAACCUGGUAUCAAUGUAAUUGUUAUCUGACUAUUUGUGCUAACAGAUGCUAUUAUUUUCUAAAUUUUUACAACAGUUAAGAAUGUAGUUUCCAGGUCAAUGCAAUACAAUGUACCAGUAAACAUUAUGGCCCUCAUUUACUAUUGCAAACCCGACAUGUUUUGUCGGGUUGUGCGCCAGAUUCUGUCACAUUGCGCCAGAGAUUCUGUCUGCGCCAGAAUUUGUGCCAGAAUUGAAAAAACCCCAACUAACUCUCCAUUUUGCUAAGAAAACCUGAAAAGGGGGCGUGGUCAUCAGGGAAAAGGUGGCGUGGUCACCGAAAAGGGGCGUGUUCCCGACAUUUUCACAAAAUCCCAACAUAUUUACUAAGGUUUCCAUAGAAAAUGUGGUGGAUUGGAGUUGAGGAAAACCCUACAGGUCACAGCAUGUGUAAAAAAAGCAAAAUGUAUGGAAAGUGGAAACUGUAGGGAAACCUUAGUAAAUACCGUGGAAAAUAAAUUGUAGGGAAUUAAAACCCACAAAGAAACCUUCACUCCACUCUUAGUAAAUAAGGGCCAAUAUCUCCCCACCCUGGAGGUUGGCUCUUUGGGGACAAGUACAGUAGCUGCAAUACCAUACACUUCAGCUGAAAUGAUAGAGACCUUCAUUGAGCAACAUAACCCCUUUCUAAAUUAUACGAGCCUCACCUCUGGGAGAAACCCCCAGCUCUCUCCGACCUUCAAUACGUUUUAAAUGUUACAGCCUCGGUCCCAUCUUCACCAACCUGAGCUUGAACCUGCCAUGCUAUGUUUCAAGGGCAUAGCUCCGUAGUCCAUGCAUACUUAAUGCCAAUGCAAACUGGGUAAAACUGCCAGUUUGGUUAUUUUUCAAUUGCCCAGACACCUCCAGCUGCCACUACCAGGUUGGAGGGCUAGGGGCCUACAAUCAUAUGUUAAGUGUUUGUCCCAGUGGUGGGAGUACUUCUUAAGUUGGGAAAUACCUUUAAUACUACAUUCCCACCACGGCAGAAUUUCCUAGAGGAAUUUUGUAGAAUCAUACCGCUUGGAAAUUCCACAAAUUUUAGUGCACAUUAUCUUCAAUGGGGAUUCCACUGUUCCAUUCACACAGAUUUCCCGCAGCGACCAUUCCGCAGCCGAAAUUCCACAUUCUGGAUUCUGCAAAAUUAUAAGAGAUGUCUUAAAAUUGUGCAGAAUUCCUUUCAGAGCCCCAAUGAAGUGAAUGGGACUCUAAAUUUGAGCGGGAAGUUUUGAAAGCACAGAAAUUCUGCUCAAAUUCCACAAAACUGCAAUAAUUCCACAGUCUGCUUUUCUGAGUGGAAUUAGAACGGAAUAGCAGAAGUUUCACCACGUGAACAUGGCCUCAGAGAUUAAGAUGAGGACAACCUCUAAUGAGAGCACCAUCCUUAUCUUACAAUAGCUAUACAGACAAGUAUUUUUUUUUAACCCUAACAUUACCUACAGUAGUGUUUUUAAUUGUACAAAUUUACCAAAAUGUUUGUCAUAAGAGCUAAAAAAUCGUUGCGUGAUACAUGACUAAGGAUUUUUCAAAAUGCUGUUUGCUUCUUCAUGAUCCUUUAUUCAGUUCCCAUCCAACAUAGUUAAUAAAAAUACUAUGCAACGCAAAUCUUAAAAUGUACCUUUGUCUUAGGGACAUGUCAAAUGUUGGUCGGGAUCGUUGUGCCGAGACCCCAACUAUCGCUAGAACAAGCGGGAAAGGAACAUGCUGCUAAGCUCUCUGUCACUUGAGUUAAAACAAGGAGAUAAUGUGCUUACCGUGCACUUCUUCCUCCUCUAUCUAGCAAUUGGUCUGAUCAAAACUUACGGUAUAUGUCUCUAUAACAUAUCAAAACCUUUUUUUAAAUGACAGUACCACUUGCUCUUUUCUUGCUUUCACUUUUCACUGGUUUUAUAAGGAUGCCUUAAGUGACUCCAACUUUUCAUUGUUACAAUUUUAUAUUUUUGAUUUAUUUCCAUUCUUUUAAAUGUAUAUAUAUGAUCUGACUAUUUGUAACUAGCUUUCAAUAAAAAAAAAAAAUCUCUGUAUAUUUUUGU
Messenger RNA from Hyla sarda, 4804 nucleotides. Its product is annotated as carotenoid-cleaving dioxygenase, mitochondrial-like. Gene Ontology annotation, molecular function: carotenoid dioxygenase activity; beta-carotene 15,15'-dioxygenase activity. The record is from RefSeq and is a predicted model, not a curated record. Gene Ontology annotation, biological process: carotene catabolic process; retinal metabolic process. Bases 530 to 2179 code for a protein of 549 amino acids. The transcript has 13 exons. Gene Ontology annotation, cellular component: mitochondrion. NCBI's taxonomy places the organism in Eukaryota, Metazoa, Chordata, Amphibia, Anura, Hylidae.